Messenger RNA from Phymastichus coffea, 3472 nucleotides. RefSeq names its product neuroligin-1-like. Lineage: Eukaryota; Metazoa; Arthropoda; Insecta; Hymenoptera; Eulophidae. Bases 104 to 3331 code for a protein of 1075 amino acids. The record is from RefSeq and is a predicted model, not a curated record. The transcript has 16 exons.
UCAGCGCUUACUCGAAUCCCUGAAGUACUCGUCAAUAAAAAGUAGAGAUAGUGACAUGUAAGAUAUCUCUCGUCAGUAUAGUAACGUCUAUCCAACCAACAACAUGAGUGAAGUGAUUGCAGAGACACAAACCGGCAAAGUGUGCGGUAAAAAAGAUAUUGGAUUUAAUGGCAUUGAAUUUUGCUCGUUCAAGGGCAUUCCGUAUGCCAAACCACCCGUUGGCGAACUGCGUUUUAAAGAUCCCGAGCCAGCGGCUUCGUGGACAAAUGUUCGCGUUGCAACUAACUUUGGUCCAAAUUGUGCUCAAAGAGAUUUUUUCACAAAGCAAAUUGUGGGAAGCGAUGAUUGCUUAUACUUGAAUGUCUAUGUGAGAUGUAUUACAUCAAAACAACGAUGGCCAGUUAUGGUUUGGAUUCACGGUGGUGGUUUUGUAUGUGGUUCUGGUGAUGAAUCGUUUUUUGGGCCAGAUUAUUUUAUGUCGAAAGAUGUUGUUUUGGUCACAAUCAAUUACCGGGUUGGUGUUUUAGGCUUCUUGAAUUUGGACGAUGAGGUGGCACCUGGUAAUCAAGGUUUGAAGGACCAAGUGAUGGCUUUGACGUGGGUACGCAAUAAUAUUGAAAACUUUGGUGGAGAUCCCUAUAACGUAACGAUUUUCGGUGAAAGUGCUGGUGGCGCAUCUGUUCAUUAUCUGACUAUCUCGUCAUUAGCAAAAGGUUUAUUCCAUAAAGCUAUUUCACAAAGUGGCGUUGCUCUCAAUCCAUGGGCAUACCACUCGAACGUAGAAUUGAAAGAAAAAGCGCACAGAAUAUGUCAAGAAUUAGGUCAUACCGGAAAAGAUGCUAAAUCUAUUGUUGAAUUUCUUAGAAUGACUGACAUUAAAACAUUGAUCGAAGCUCAGGAAAAAAUUGUAUCUAAAGAAGAAAAAAUUCAAUUUAUAUUCUCUUUUGGUCCUACUACAGAUUCCAAAUCAAAAAAUCCUUUUAUGCCUAUUCAUCCCGAAGAAGCUACCUCUAAAGGAACUAAAGUACCUAUGAUUAUUGGCUACAAUAGCCGAGAGGGUAUGAUUUUCUUAUCGGAUCUACUGUUGGAAAAAAAUAACCUCGCAGAGUACAUAAAUGAUUCUGGCAAAGCACUACAUUCUAACACAAAAGAUACGAUGAAGAAAUUGUAUAAUUUGACUGUAGAAAAUUUAAUGCAUAUCUAUUUUAGAGACGAGACAAUAACAAAUAAAAAUCGUGACAAAUUGGCUGAUUUUAUGGGAGAUGUGCAAUUCGUGGAAGGCAUUCAAAGAGUUAUCAAGACACAAAUUGAAAACAGUGACUCGCUCACAUAUUUUUACCAAUUUACUUAUGACAAAGAAAUAUCUGUAUUCAAGUUAAUCAGUAACAUUAAUUUGACGGGUGCUUCUCACGGGGAUGAUAUAGAAUAUUUAUUUAAAACGCACUUUUUCAAGGAUAAAAUAGAAUCCCCGAAAAAAAGUUCCGUCAAGCAUAGGAUUAGCGAACAGAUGAUUGAGCUGUGGGUUAAUUUUGCCACCACUGGGAUACCAACACCAAAAUUAUCUCGCAUAUUACCAUUUACAUGGGAGCCAGUUAAUAAAGAAAUAGGCCUUCGCUAUUUGAAUAUCUGCGAUAAUGUACGUAUGGAGGUUGCGAUUGAUAUAGGCCAACAUUACGCCGCGCGAAAAUAUCCCAAGAAACGCGACAUUAUAGAAGUAGAAUCUUUGCGUGUUCACACGAGUAUAAUGGACGAGCUAGUUGUGGAGACACGAGCUGGAAAAGUGCAAGGUGCUAAGCAAAUCAGCUCUCGAGGUAAUGAGUUCUAUUCGUUCAAGGGCAUUCCUUAUGCCAAACCACCCACUGGCAAGUUGAGAUUUCAAGAUCCAAAACCUAUGGAACCAUGGACGGGUGUUCGAGAAACAACGAGUCACGGACAAAACUGUGCUCAAUUGGACUUUCUCACUAACGAAAUAAUAGGAGGUGAUGACUGCCUAUAUUUAAAUGUAUACGCGAAAUCUAUCGAUGCAAACGCAAAAUGGCCUGUGAUGGUUUGGAUUCAUGGAGCUGCUUUCGUUGCCGGUUCCGGCGAUGAUUCAUACUAUGGACCAGACUACUUUAUGUGCAAAGAUGUGGUUUUGGUGACGAUCAAUUACAGGUUUGGUAUUCUUGGCUUUUUAAAUUUACAAGACGAAGUGGCUACAGGUAAUCAGGGUUUAAAAGAUCAGGUCAUGGCUCUACGAUGGGUCCGCGAUAACAUAUCCAAUUUUGGCGGUAACCUUGAAAAUGUGACAAUUUUCGGCAGCAGCGUGGGUGCCGCAUCGGUGCAUUUUUUAGCUUUGUCCCCAAUGGCAAAAGGCUUAUUCCACAAAGUAAUUUCUCAGAGUGGCAGCGCGUUAAAUCCAUGGGUAUUUUUAUCAGAUCCCAAAGAAAAAGUUUACCAACUUUGUGAACACUUGGGAUUCACGGACAAACAGCCUAAAUCCAUCGUUCAGUUUCUCAGAUCGAUCGAUACGAAUGAAUUAAUAGAAGCACAAGAAAAUUUAUCAUUAAAAAAGGAAGGUAUCUGGUUAUCGUUUCCAUUCGGUCCGAGUUUGGAUUCCCAUUCAGACGAGCCUUUUAUGCCUGUUCAUCCGGAAAUAGCAGCCGAUGAGGGUAUACAGGUACCUUUGAUCAUUGGCCACAAUAGUCGUGAAGGAAUAAUUCAUUUGAAAGAUAUAGCAAAGCUUCUCGACAAAUUCAACAACGAAACCGACAAAGUGUUGCAUCCUAACGCAGUGGAAGUUAUUAAAAAAUUGAACAAUUUGACGCCUGAAAAUUUGAAACGCAUCUACUUCAACGAUGAAAAAAUAACGGCCGAAAAUUUGGAAAAGAUGGUAGACUUGAUUGGAGAUUUGUACUUUGUCGAAGGAAUCCACAGAAUUUUGAAAAAGCAAGUUGAAUCGAGUUGCGCACCGACAUAUUUCUAUCAACUAACCUAUGACAGAGGACCGUCUAUCAUGAAAAGAUUAUUAAACACGACGAUGAGCGGCGUAUGUCAUACAGAAGAGUUAAAGUAUUUGUUCAGAGCUCACUUUUUGGACGACAAAAUAACAUUCCCGGGAAUAGGAACAGAUGAGUAUAGAAUAACCGAGCAGUUAAUUGAGAUGUGGGUUACUUUUGCGACUGUGGGCAAACCAACGGCAGAUGUAUCGGCAUUAACGCCGUGUCAUUGGCUGCCUGUCAACGACAAAACCGUUCUAAGAUUCCUAAACAUCGGCCAAAAUUUACGCAUGGAGGUUGUUUUCAGUUUGGAGAAACUUUAUGCCGCACGCAAACAUCCCAAAAGCAAGUAGUGCAUGGCAUUAUAGCCGUUGUACUUUGAAAAAUUUUCCACUCUAUUGGAAUAAUGCAUUCAUUUGUAAUCUUCGUAGCAGUUACAGUAACUCGACUGUAUUAUUACACGUAGAAUUGAAAUAAAGAAUUUUUCAAUUGAA